Messenger RNA from Camponotus floridanus (Florida carpenter ant), 1266 nucleotides. Its product is annotated as nucleoporin Nup35. Gene Ontology annotation, cellular component: nuclear pore nuclear basket; nuclear pore central transport channel; nuclear membrane. The transcript has 3 exons. The coding region runs from base 160 to 1125 and encodes 321 amino acids. The record is from RefSeq and is a predicted model, not a curated record. Gene Ontology annotation, molecular function: single-stranded DNA binding; phospholipid binding; structural constituent of nuclear pore. Lineage: Eukaryota; Metazoa; Arthropoda; Insecta; Hymenoptera; Formicidae. Gene Ontology annotation, biological process: nuclear pore organization; NLS-bearing protein import into nucleus; regulation of DNA-templated transcription.
AGAUGGCCGCUUUCAGGUUUCUCUCGGAUUUCAAACGCAAUCUAGGGUUAUCUCACAUGACGAACGCGUUUUUAAAUGUUUUCUAGAUAAUAAGACAGUAUACUAUAUAUUAAUUAUCAUUUAUCAUAACGCUUUAGAAAACAAAAAAUUUUUAAUAACAUGGAGCCUAUGACUCUGGGAUCACCAAUGAGUAGUCCUAUCCAAAGUCCUGGUACUCCAGGAGCUUCUUCGGCAUAUUUACCAAGUUUCCUUUUGGGUGACACAAACACUCCGACAAAGAUCAACGUAAUGAGUCCUCAAGAUAAUCCACGCCAUUUGAAUAUCACCAAUUCUAGUUUAAUAUCGGCAAGUUCUUAUGGAACUCCAGAUUACCGAUCUAAUCGUCAAAAGGCGGUAUUUGGGAAUGCUACAACUCCUAGCACACCACAGAUGAGUGCAAAGAAUCAUACUGGAGGACCACCGACUCGUGGAUUGUUUGAUAGCUUGGAAGUCUCACAGGUGUCAUCGCCAUAUGUAUCAACUGCAAUUCCAUCUGCUAUGUCUACACUUGCAAAUCAGCCCAGACUUAUGAUGGAUACGAUAAACAGUCCACUGCUAUUUCCAGACAGUCCAAUAAAUUUGAAUACGAGCGAAUCACAGAGUUUGCUGCAAUGGGUAACUGUCUUUGGUUUCUUGCCUGCUGAUAUCAAUGCUGUUCUGUCUCAUAUCUCUAGUAGAGUUCGCAUAGUGGACAAACAUCCACCUCCGCAACCUCAAAGCAAUUGGAUACACUUGAAAUGUGCAUCGGAGCAGGAAGCACAAAGAGCUCUCACAUGCAAUGGCAGUAUCGUUUCCGGCUCGAUUAUGAUUGGUGUCAUACCAUGUACAGAUGAAGGCGUUAUUCUAGGCUGUUCGGAUAAAGAAAAUCGUAGUAAACUGAAUGGAAGCAUAAGAUCACUUUCAGUAGGCAGAAUCGAACGAGCUUCGUUUAAUGCAUCACCCACUAUGAAACGACGAAAGUUAAGAUCUCUGGCAGCGGGUUAUAACCAGCAUUUCAGUCCGCAAACUGCACAAACACCCGAGAAUGUUCCACAAAGAUCAAGUGGUCUAGUUUCCAGAGCAAUGGAAUAUAUGUUUGGUUGGUAAUUUUUUCUUCCUUUUGGUAAUUUGAUAUACUCUCUUUCUGAAUUUUAAUACUAUGAGGUAUAUAAAAAAUUAUUCAAAAAAAGAAUUAUGAAAGAUACCUUAACUUCUACAACAAAAAUUUUAACUCAAGUAUAUCAAAUU